AUGUACCUACAAUAUGCCCCUAAUGCAACAAUUGCAACGGUCCCACAGAUAUUUGCUACAUCUUCUUUACUUCGCGCCUAUAAUUAUUUCCCUGGUCAACCAACCGGAAGGUUCUUCCCUUCAAUCAUCAGUGCCAACCUACCGCAAUCCUAUGUUAGCACUGUAUGCGAAUUGAAUACUAUAAUGGGGGAAGAUGAUAAUCGCCCUAUACACUUCCCAGACAGUUAUUUUGCCGACUUCUUCUAUAACGAGACGUCAUAUCUAGAGCAAUAUCCAGUGUUGAAUAUACCCAAUACUACCGCCCGUACAACAAUUUCUAGGAGAGAUAUUUGGGAACAAAACAUACAAUCUCGGAGAGGCCAAAUAAUAUGGGUGGACGGGGGUGUAGAAGUGGCUUCCCCCAUCCCUGGAACCACACCAGCUGCCAUAGUUGUUCACCCUGAACCUUGCAGGUCUGUAAACGGCUCUGCGUUUCUCUCAGUUUCGGCAUGCGUCCUUGGAGCACGAUGGACGAACACGACUGUGAAAUAUACCAGGACCAAACAAUAUGACGAGAAAGCCAAAUUGGAAAAUGAACUCACGCCUGACUCUCUCGUCUUUACCCCUGACUGGAGGGACACAUCACAAUUGAUAAAUAUGCCCGAAGAAUGGACCAAUACGACGGUUGGGGUGACGCGCAUGUUCAACCUCACACGGGCGACGGAUAGGCUAUACCAUUCCCCCUCGUUCGAAUCCGUUCGUAUCGAGAAUACAGCCGACAAGUUAUUGAAGUCCCUGCCCAUGACGGAUAUUAUCUGCCCUGUGAACGGCACAUACAGUGGUAACCACCGCCCCGUGAUGCAUGAAGCUGUCUUAUCGACGUUGGUUGCAAAUGCUAUAUCAUAUCAUCACUGUAUUGUCGAACCCAGUUUUCUUUGGAGCUCAGGUUGGAGACCGGCCAUAAAUGACCGCGAUAGCUCUAUACCAAUCGAACCACCGAAGACGACUUUUACCUUCCGUUACGUCACAAGUGGAUAUGCAUGGACAAUGCACGGGACGUCUAUCAAAUUAUCAAUUGCUAUCCUUGGUUUAUACUGCAUUUUUGGACUCACGUACGGGGCAUAUUCGCUGAUAUCAAAACGAAGCUCGCUUGCAUGGGCUUCCAUCUCCGGCCUUGUUACAUUGGCAAUGAACUCAACGCCGACUAAAAGCUUGAAAAAUACAGGAGCUGGAGUUGGUACCACUGACAUAUUCAGGAGGCUAAUCAAUGUCAAGGAACAAGGGAGCAGCAGAAAAAUUGAAUUAGUUUUUGAAAAAGAUGUAAAGGAGGACCAGUCGCGCGAUAAUAUUGAAUACCGGAAUAUUAUAGCAGGGAGAGCAUACUCAUAG
Trichophyton verrucosum HKI 0517 is the source of this 1368-nucleotide messenger RNA. RefSeq lists its product as uncharacterized. The record is from RefSeq and is a predicted model, not a curated record. The transcript has a single exon. The coding region runs from base 1 to 1368 and encodes 455 amino acids. Lineage: Eukaryota; Fungi; Ascomycota; Eurotiomycetes; Onygenales; Arthrodermataceae.